Molecule: messenger RNA, 834 nt
Organism: Arabidopsis lyrata subsp. lyrata
Lineage: Eukaryota; Viridiplantae; Streptophyta; Magnoliopsida; Brassicales; Brassicaceae
Product: aspartyl protease UND
Cellular component (GO): extracellular region
Source: RefSeq, a predicted model, not a curated record
AUGGUGAUUGCGUCUGCGUUUAGUUUUGAUUUACAUAAGCACAUGAUUGAGUGGCAUCCCAAUCCAUAUCUCACAUUUGACACUUUGACGAGAAAAUGAACCUACCAACAACAUUAUUUAGACGACACCAACAUCAAAGGAACACUUGCGCAAGAAAUGCUUACAGUAAAUACUCUUGAUGGUGGGUUCAAAAAGGUACCUGAAGUGUAUUUUAGAUGCAAAGAGUAUUGCAGGUUUACCGGAAAGGGCAUAUUGGACCUCGAGGUUGGAAAUUACUCCAUCAUAGGGGAGUUUGGCUCGAAGUUAUCUUUCCUUGGUAAGAUAAGGGAACCUAGAGCCUCUCACAACUUAAUCCUUGGCGAUGGUGCAAACAUACAAGGACAUCCUACAAUAAUAAAUAUUACGAAAGGCCACACUAUAUUUCAAUUGGAAUCCAUUACUAUUGACGAGGAAAUAACUUUGGAAGACCCAAUCCAAGCCACUCUAUCUGAGGGCUCCAAAUUAUCUCACUUAUCAACAAAUGUGUAUUACAAAUUUGUGGAUGAGUCCGAUCUAAUAGAUAGACCUAUAUCAUAUGACCUAAAAAGUGAAUGCUAUAUAAAUAUAUAAUGGUUAGAGAAAAUGGAUAUCGGCUGUAUUGGUGCCGCAAGCGUAAAUGUCCAUAGCAUAUUCAUACCACAAGGGUUUCUUGGAAUUCUUUGUUUCGCGAUCAUGAAUAACAAAGGGUCUUUUUCACAAUUCAUCAUUGUGGUUAUAGCUAUGAAAGGGUAUAACUUGGGCUAUGACCUCAAAUCAAAAAUCGUUAAUUUUAAAAAACAAGAUUGUGAUCCAUAA